GGGAAAGUCAUGACUUUGCCUGUUUAUCAGUCACUCAGCUUGGCCUUCGCAUAAAACACUGAAAAAUUGUGCAUGAAGAUGGCAAAUAAAUGCCACUGCGGCGCACAGACUCUUGGCGGGGAGAACAGGACUGUUUUCUGCGAGGGUCCCUUGCUAGAUGCUGUCCAGCGAUCCAAUAUGUUCCCCGACUGCAAACACUUCGUCGACAUGAGCUGCAUUUUUACACCCAGCCAAACGAUGGCUGACUUCAAUAUGUUCAGCAAUUGCCGCAAGAACGAUGGCUCCCUGAGGUUCCUCAAAAUGUUUGUCGAGAAACACUUUAAUGAGCCUGGCUCGGAGUUGGAACCCUGGUAUCCUCCUGACUGGAAGGCCCAACCUUCGUUUCUCGGGAAGAUCUGCGAUCCCGAAAUAAAGAAAUUCGGUUCGGAUGUCAACGGAAUUUGGAAGCACUUGGGUCGGAGGGUGAAGGAAGAAGUCAAGGAGAACCCCGAUCACUACUCCAUUAUCUACGUACCGAAUCCCUUCAUAGUUCCUUCCUCCGAGUGCAGGGAGUAUCGCUACUGGGACUCCUUUUGGAUUGUUCGCGGUUUGCUGCAAUGUGGCAUGCACUCAACAGCCCGCGGAAUGAUCGACAACUAUCUCUCGCUGGUUAAGGAAUACGGAUUUGUGCCAGGAUGUGGCAGGAUCUACUGCUCGGGACGCACGAACCCUCCGCUUCUGAUCAUGAUGGUGAAGGCCUAUGUGGAGGUGACCAAGGAUGAGGGCUAUGGCAUUGCAUCGCUUCCCUUGCUGGAAACCGAGUACCAGUCCUUCACGAGCAAACACUCCAUCCAGGUGAAGGGCAGGACCAUGUACCAAUACAGGGACUCCUCCGCAGGACCAAGACCCGAAGCUUACAGAGAAGAUCUGCAGUGCGUGGCUCAACUCAAGGGUGCUAUGUCCCGGGAGCUCGUCUACACCGAACUAAAGUCGGCCGCUGAAUCGGGAACGGAGCUCAGCUCCCGUUGGAUUGUUUCCUCCGAGGGCUCCAAUCAAGGAUCCCCCAAGGACACCAAAACCUCAGCCAUUGUGCCCGUGGAAUUAAAUGCAAUCGUUUUCAGGAGUGGCAAGAUCCUGGCUGAAUUCCAUCGCAAGGCGGGCAACACCAAAAAAGCGGAGGAGUACCAGGAUCGAGCUUGCUUAUUGGUGAAGGCCAUUCGGGAUUGCUUGUGGAACGAGCAGGCUGGCAUCUGGCUGGAUUACGAUGUGGUCAAUAGGAAGUCCCGCAACUACUUCUGCUGCACCAACUUCGCUCCUUUGUGGGCGAGGGCCUUUCCUUUGGUGGAUACCGAAAAGGUUUCCAAGGGAGUGAUGCAGUACAUCAAGACCAACGAUUUGGAUAAGCAGUACGGUGGAGUACCCUACACGAUGAACAAGGAGUCGGGCCAGAAGUGGGACUACCCCAAUGUCUUUCCGCCCAUGGUGUUCCUCGUUGUCGAGGGAUUGGAAAAUCUGGGCACACGGGAGUCCAAGGCCAUGUCGAAACGAUGGGCACACCGGUGGGUCAAGUCCAAUUAUGCGGCCUACAAGCACGAGAGCUUUAUGUUCGAGAAGUAUUAUUGCGAGGAAUUCGGCACUUCCGGAGAAGGUGGCUCAGAGAAUACUCCAGUGGGUUACGGCUGGACCUGCGGCGUGGUCAUCGAGUUCCUCUGCAAGUACGGAAAAGAAAUAAGUUUGACCGACGAUCUCGACGAGGGCUGCAAGUGUCAGGCAGGUGCAGCUGGGUCCUCUGGCAAAAAGGAGUACAUCAUUACCAGUGAGGCUUACAUGGAGGAGGAACCCUCGAAGAAAUCCUGCGGUUGUCCUGAUCCCUCGGCAGCCAACAAAUCCUCAGUAACCAUGGCUGGUCAGAGUUCCACAAAUUGUGAUCAGCAGAAGCAGCAGGCUGAUGGAUGUUCUUGUGGCAUCGCCCAAAAGCAGCAACAAGGACAACCAGGCGGAGGAACAUGCUCGUGUGGCUCUGGAGCACAGCAGCAGCCAUCGCAAAUAAAAACCCAGCAAUCUCGUGCGCAGCAGCAAGGCUGCUCAUGUGGAGCUGGAGCACAGAUGCAGCAGCCAUCUCAAAAGAAGUCCCCCGGACCAGUUGGAGCUCCAAGUGCAGCGAGUUGUGGAAUAUGCGGGUCACAGAAGCAGCAGGCAACUAAAGCUCAAAACCAAACAGGAUCUCCAGGAGAUGAUUGCGCAUGUGGCGCAGGAGCACGAAUGCAGGAGCAACAACAACAGCGAUCGCAACAGAAGUCCCCUGGAGCAGUGGGAGCUCCCAGUGCAGCAAGUUGUGGAAUCUGUGGAUCCCAGAAGCAGCAGGCAACCAAAGCUCAAAUGCAGCAAUCGCAGCACAAACAGGGAGCUCCAGGAGAUGAUUGCGCAUGUGGAGCAGGAGCCCGAAUGCAGGAGCAACAACGGGAGCGAUCUCAACAGAAAUCCGCCGGAGCAGUUGGCGCUCCAAGUGCUGCGAGUUGUGGAAUCUGCGGACCACCGAAGCAGCCGCCACAACAGCAAGGACAACAGGGAGCGAGUGCUUGUUGCACCUGCGGAAAAGAAGCAGAACAGCCACUGCAGCAGCAGAAAUCCUUUCGAUCGCAGCAGCAGCAAACUCAUCACGAUCCAGACUGCCCUUGUUACCAGGAGCAGAAACCAGUGGAGAAACCCAAAAGCGAUGCUGAUUGCGAGUGUGGAAUGGAUGAGAAGCAACAGCAGCAGAUGCAACAGCAGCAGAAGCAAAAGGAUUGCAUGCAGCAGCAGAAGGAGCAGCUUAGGGAGUUUCUUCUCCAGCAGCAAAAGGAAAAGGAGCGACAGGAUUGUGCAAAGAAGACAGAGCCCCAGGAUUGCUCUAAGCAACUGAAGAGUCAGAAGUCCGAAGGAGCCUGCGGUUGCCAGGAGGAUAAUAAGGAUGAGGGUCAGGAUGAGGAUCAAACAAAGGAGGAGCACUACUUUCCGGUGUCUGAUAAAGCAGGGGAGGAAUGCCCCGAUUCAGGCCGGAACUCCACCCAAGGGAAUUCGGGAUGCGAAGGUUGCGGCAAUGAGGAUUGCCCGGAUAAUCCGCAGGACAAGUGCGGUUGCGGUGGCCAGGGGAAUGAGCCGCAGGAUCCCAUCGCGGAAUGUGUUCAAUCGCAAAUGCAACAGCAACAGCAACAAUAUGCAGCUGCCGACGGCUGCGAUUGUUCGGGUGGUCAAGGAAAAGGAGCAGCACCACCACCGCAAAACAACUUCAUAUGUCCCCAUUGCGGUGGCUUAACCAACGGAGAGGACUCCUUUAACGCUCCCACCCACUCGGUGGGCACGAAUCGACCUACUGUGGUCCAGGACGACUGCGAUUGCUCCGGUGGUGCGGCGAGUCAGCCUCAGCGUUAUCCCUUCGGUGGUGCCGGUGGUGCAAGUGGCCUAUGUGGUUCCGGCGGAGCAGGUGGUGCAGGUGCUGCCGGUAAUGCAGGUGGUGGAUGUUGUGCUGGUAGUGCCGGUGGUGCAGGUGUAGCAGCUGGAGCCGCUGGUGGUUGUGGUCCAGGUGCUACCGGUGGUGCAGGUGGUGCCAAGGGCGCAAGUGGUGCCCAGAAGGCCGAGUGUGUUCCUUGCAAGGCUCGCAUAACUUCAGAUUAUCCCGCGGAAAAUGGUCCCAAGCCAUUUUUCAACAAACAGUUUCCGCUGGCGGAUCCUGUGAGUAUGGAUGAAAGUUGUCCUGUUCCCGAGAAGAAGAAGAAGAAGUGCUGCAACUGCGACGAAAAAGAGGAAGGUGAAUAGAUCUAGUCCAUCCGAAGAUCAUGUCCUUUAAAAACAUGCGAAGGCUGAGCCGAUAAGCUGGAUCAAAAUUUAAAUGUAACAAAAUUGUAGUGGCCUUUUAAAAAUCAGCUGCACGAAGACCUUCUUACUUCUAAUUAAAUACUUUUUAUUAUUAUAUAUAACGCAGCCUGUUCAAAAGUACUGUUAAUAAAAUUAAAGGACGACUCUAAACAAUUUA
Messenger RNA from Drosophila ficusphila, 3991 nucleotides. RefSeq lists its product as uncharacterized. NCBI's taxonomy places the organism in Eukaryota, Metazoa, Arthropoda, Insecta, Diptera, Drosophilidae. Gene Ontology annotation, molecular function: alpha,alpha-trehalase activity. The transcript is spliced from 4 exons. The record is from RefSeq and is a predicted model, not a curated record. Gene Ontology annotation, biological process: trehalose catabolic process. Bases 73 to 3774 code for a protein of 1233 amino acids.